Eutrema salsugineum is the source of this 3245-nucleotide messenger RNA. RefSeq names its product pentatricopeptide repeat-containing protein At3g53360, mitochondrial. Gene Ontology annotation, molecular function: RNA binding; protein binding. The coding region runs from base 447 to 2753 and encodes 768 amino acids. Lineage: Eukaryota; Viridiplantae; Streptophyta; Magnoliopsida; Brassicales; Brassicaceae. The record is from RefSeq and is a predicted model, not a curated record. Gene Ontology annotation, biological process: RNA modification. The transcript has 5 exons.
AGUUAUCAUAAUGGGCCAUAGCCAAAGUGAGGUCCUUUUCUCAAUUCUUCAAUUUCAGGCACGAUCACAUGUAUUCAUCACCGCUUCAUGCGCAAGAUUCCAGGUUCUCAACCUCAGAUAUUGUUGAAAGGGAGCAGAAUCCGACGUCAUUGUCUCUACUGCACAUUUGGCAAACUUUCUUCAUGCUGAUUAAAAAGGAUUUUGCAACUGAUAUCCAGCUAGAGAGGGCUGCCUUCCUUGUUUGGUGACUUAUGAGUUUGCAAAGAACGUUCAGCAGUGGAUUAUAUUUUCUUCAUCAUCGAAAAAUGGUGCAUUUUAUUUCAAUGGUGAAUCCUUUGCCUUGUUUUGUUGGAUGCUUCCCCGAAUGACACGUCUUUCUAGCUGAACCUCCCACUCAUAUUCCUUUCGCAAGGAGGUAUUUGCUAGGGUUUUGAAACUUGAUCGAAAUGGGAAAAAUCUUACGAUCAGGAGCUAGAGUUGCCUUCAGCAACAGUCAGGUACCGGCAACUUCUACUGUGGUAUCGACCAUCAGGACCGAAGAGUUGAUGAAUGAUCACAUAAAUACCCUCUGUAAACAGAAAUUUUACAGGGAAGCACUGGAAGCGUUUCAUUUCUCACACAAGAACUCAAGCUUCAAGAUAAGUUUAAAGACUUAUGUUUCUUUAAUUUGUGCUUGCUCUUCCUCGAGAUCUCUGGCACAAGGCAGGAAGAUUCAUGAUCACAUCUUGAAAUCCAACUGCAAGCAUGAUACUAUUCUUAAUAAUCACAUUCUAAGCAUGUAUGGAAAAUGUGGCUCGCUGAGGGAUGCUAGACAAGUUUUUGAUCUUAUGCCUCAGAGAAAUUUGGUCUCUUAUACAUCUGUGAUUACUGGCUAUUCACAGAACGGUCAGGAAGCCGAGGCAAUCAAAUUGUACUUGAAAAUGCUUCAGGAAGAUUUAGUUCCUGACCAGUAUUCAUUUGGAAGCAUCAUCAAAGCAUGUGCUAGUUAUGGUGAUGUUGGGUUAGGGAAGCAACUGCAUGCUCAAGUCAUUAAGUUGGAACCUACUUCUCAUCUUGUUGCUCAAAAUGCUCUUAUUUCUAUGUAUGUUAGCUUCAAUCAAAUAUCAGAUGCAAGCAAAGUGUUCUCUGGUAUUCCGAUGAAGGAUAUAAUUUCGUGGGGUUCCGUCAUUGCAGGGUUCUCGCAGCUUGGGUACGAGUUAGAGGCACUGAGCUGCUUAAAAGAAAUGUUGUCUUAUGGUGUUUUCCAGCCAAAUGAAUAUAUAUAUGGUAGCUCUUUAAAAGCUUGUAGCAAUCUCCUUCGACCAGAUUAUGGAAGCCAAAUACAUGGGUUAUGCAUUAAGUCUGGGUUUUCUGGAGACGCGUUUGCAGGCUGCUCGCUCUGUGACAUGUAUGCUAGAUGUGGUUUUUUGAGUUCUGCACGGAGAGUGUUUUAUCAGAUAGAGAAACCUGAUACAGCAUCAUGGAAUGUGAUCAUUGCUGGACUUGCAAAUAACGGCUACGCUGAUGAGGCUGUAUCAUUUUUUUCUCAAAUGAGGAAUUCUGGUUUUACUCCUGAUGCUAUCUCCUUGCGUUCUUUGCUCUGUGGUCAGACAAACCCAAUGGCUCUGUGUCAAGGCAUGCAAAUUCACUCUUUCAUUAUCAAGUAUGGUUUUCUGACAGAUCUUUCAGUUUGCAACUCUCUGCUUACCAUGUACAAUUGCUGCUCGGACUUGUAUUCUUGUUUUAGGAUAUUUGAAGACUUCAGAAACAAGGCAGAUUCUGUUUCUUGGAAUGCUAUUCUGACGGCGUGUUUGCAACAUGAACAGCCAGCAGAGGUGUUGAGAUUUUUUAAGCUGAUGUUUGUAUCUGAAUGUGAGCCAGAUCACAUAACCACGGGUAGUCUGCUUCGGGCUUGUGUAGAAAUUUCAUCUCUAAAAUUGGGAAGUCAAGUCCAUUGCUAUAACUUGAAAACCGGGUUGGUGCUUGAACAAUUUAUAACAAAUGGACUGAUUGAUAUGUAUGCCAAGUGUGGGUCAAUGGAGCAAGCGAGAAGGGUAUUUGAUUCAAUGGAUAACCGAGAUGUGGUUUCGUGGAGCACAUUGAUAGUUGGAUAUGCACAGUCUGGAUUUGGAGAUGAAGCUCUCACACUGUUCAAGGAGAUGAAAAGCUCGGGCAUAGAGCCAAACCAUGUAACGUUUGUCGGUGUUCUUACCGCAUGUAGUCAUGUUGGGCUGGUGGAAGAAGGCUUGAAGCUGUAUGCAAUCAUGCAAACCGAAUACGGGAUUUCACCAACAAAAGAGCACUGCUCUUGCAUUGUCGACUUACUAGCUCGUGCUGGACAUUUAAAUGAAGCUGAGAAGUUCAUCAAUGAGAUGAAGUUGGAACCUGAUGUAGUCGUGUGGAAGACUCUACUGUCUGCAUGUAAAACCAAAGGAAAUGUUGAUCUCGCCCAAAAAGCUGCUGAAAAUAUUCUGAAGAUCGAUCCUUUCAACUCUACAGCUCAUGUAUUGCUCUGUGGCUUACACGCUUCUUCUGGAAAUUGGGAAGAUGCGGCAUUGUUGAGGAGCACGAUGAAAAAGCAUGACGUUAAAAAAGUUCCGGGACAGAGCUGGAUUGAAGUUAAGGAUCAAAUUCAUAUAUUCUUUGCUGAAGAUGUUAUUCAUUCAGAGAAGGAAGAUAUCUAUACAGUUCUGCACAACGUCUGGUCGCAGAUGCUAGAUGAGUGCCAUCCGCAACACAAGAAAAGACUCCAGUUUAUCGAUGAGACCGGAUAAACAGACUUUUAAGUGCAAUUUGUCUCUCUUCAAACAAAGCACAGAGAAUGGAAUGCCAUUGCGUAUCAUCUUGUGUUGCCAUGAGAGAUAGAUGCAGCGUACACAGGCGCAGCGUUCUGUUAAGGCAUUUGACGAGCACGCAAGCAGGAUGAAACAUCUACUAGUGAAGGUGGAUGAUUUGAAGGAUGCGGUGAAGGAACUAUCUUCAAUUUAAUGGCUACAAUGAUAUCACAGCUAGUUGCUUUUCUUAUCUCUUUGCUUCUUCUGCUCUUAUUGAUGUAUUUUCAGAUUGGAUUCGCCGAGAGCCGAGCUAUUUUGGCGCCACCCUCUGAAUCGGGUAGAGGAAAAGGCCCAUAGGCCAUGAGCAAAAAUACGGUUUGAGAGGUAACAGAGUUACAGAGAAGACCCUAUAAUGGUCAAAGAUUAUUGUUCUUAUGAUUUUAUAUUAGUUUUCGGAUUAUGUCAUAAGAUUAGAUCAUAUGAUAACAAUAC